Chiloscyllium plagiosum (whitespotted bambooshark) is the source of this 2212-nucleotide messenger RNA. RefSeq names its product intestinal-type alkaline phosphatase 1-like. The record is from RefSeq and is a predicted model, not a curated record. Gene Ontology annotation, cellular component: plasma membrane. Gene Ontology annotation, molecular function: alkaline phosphatase activity. Gene Ontology annotation, biological process: dephosphorylation. NCBI's taxonomy places the organism in Eukaryota, Metazoa, Chordata, Chondrichthyes, Orectolobiformes, Hemiscylliidae.
AGUCCACAGCUGCACAUGUGCAAGAAAAUCUGCACCUGUAUAAAUGGCUCUAUUCAAGAAGGAAAUUGCAUAGGAAUACAGCAAGAUGAAGAUUUCCACCUUUCCAGUGAUUGCUCUACUAUUAUUUAAUAUCGUGUGUCGAUCCAGUGCUGUUAUCCCAGAAGAAGAAGAGGCCCCGGCGUUCUGGAAUGCGAAGGCUAAAGAAACACUGAAGAUUGCUUUGGAACUCCAACCAGUCAAACACAGAGCAAAAAAUGUUAUAUUGUUUCUUGGGGAUGGAAUGGGAGUUCCCACAGUGACCGCUACCCGAAUACUAAAAGGGCAACUUGAUGGCAAACCUGGAGAAGGAACUGUGCUAGCAAUGGAAUCAUUUCCACAUCUUGGUCUCUCCAAAACGUACAAUGUUGAUCACCAAGCCCCUGAUAGUGCAGGAACAGCUACUGCUUACCUUUGUGGGGUCAAAGCAAACUAUGGAACCAUUGGACUGAGUGCAGCAGCUAGACGAGGACAAUGUAGCACAACUUUUGGCAAUGAGGUCAUGUCAGUACUUAAGAGGGCAAAAGAUGCAGGAAAAUCGGUUGGCAUUGUAACAACCACUCGAGUUCAACAUGCUUCUCCAGCUGCUACAUAUGCCCACGUUGCAGACAGAGAUUGGUAUGGUGAUGGUGAAAUGCCACCCGAUGCAAUUAAGAAAGGUUGCAAGGACAUUGCUUUUCAGCUCAUAAAUAACACAGAUAUUGAUGUCAUACUUGGAGGAGGUAGAAAGUACAUGACUCCUGAAGGAACACCUGAUCCUGAAUAUCCACAGAACCCCAAGCAAAAUGGCACUCGAAAAGAUAAACAAAAUCUGAUUGAAAAAUGGCUCAGUAUCAAAAAAGAUGCACAAUAUGUGUGGAAUAAAGAGCAGUUUGAUGCUGUCAAUGUGGAGACAACUAAGUAUUUGAUGGGUUUGUUUGAACCCAAGGAUAUGAAAUUUGAGUUAAAUCGAAAUCGGACUAUGGAUCCUUCGAUUGUUGAAAUGACUGACAAAGCCAUUCAAAUUCUCCAGAAAAAUCCCAACGGAUUUUUCCUAUUUGUUGAAGGUGGUAGAAUUGAUCAUGGACACCAUGAUGGAACGGCAGUGCAAGCUUUAACUGAAGCAGUUAAAUUUGAUGAAGCUAUUGAAAAAGCAAGUAAAUUGACAAGUGAUGUUGACACUCUCACUGUAGUAACUGCAGAUCAUUCACAUAUGUUCGCAUUUGGUGGAAAAGCACUUCGUGGCAAUCCAAUAUUUGGACUGGCACCAGCACUUGCUUUGGAUGGAAAGCCAUAUACAACCAUCUUGUAUGGAAAUGGACCAGGCUAUGCAAUCACAAAUGGCACACGACCAAAUCCAAACUCCACUGAUUAUCAAAACAAGAAUUAUGAACAACAAGCUGCUGUUCUACUAGAUUCAGAAACUCAUGGAGGAGAAGAUGUAGCAAUUUUUUCUAAAGGUCCCAUGGCUUAUUUGUUCCACAAAACCCAUGAAGAGAAUUACAUUGCCCAUGUGAUUGCAUAUGCUGCUUGUAUUGAACCAUAUAAGGAGUGUCCACCAAGUCCCAGCAGUGGAUCCUCAGUCCAGCCUAUGAAUCUUCUCAGUAUUUUACUGGUGACACUUUAUUUUCUCAAGUCCUAAAGCAUGUUUAGCUGCUUUGUAUAUAAUGUUUAACUGCCUUAAAUUAUAAAUUCCAUUUAAUUCUACAAAUAUAAUUGAAAAGUAAUUAAUGCUUCAUCAUAAUUCAUAUGUUGUAUGUUUUUAUGUCUACGUAGCAAAAGAAACAUACUUUCUUUAAUAUUUGGUAACUUUGAAAACUUAUUUUAUUAAUUCAUGAAAUAUGGGUGUCACUAGCUAGGUCAGCAUUUAUUGCCCAUCACUGAUUGGCCUGGAGAAGUUGUGGUGGCUGCAAUCUGUGCAAUGCUGCUGGGUAAUGAUUCCCAGAUUUGGACUCCACGCCAGUUAAGGAUAAGCAAUAUAUUUUCAAUUCAGAAAAUGUGUGACUUGGAGGGGAACCUGGAGGAGAUGAUGCUCCCAUUCAUCAACUUAUAGAACUCCAGGGGUUAGAAAUUGUAGGUGUGGAAGGUAUCAUCAAAGUAAUAAUGAGCCAAUAGUAAAUAAUAAUUACAUAAUUCUGAUUGUGGAAUAAUGUAUGAAUUCAGUAUGUUUUGCAAAUCAUUAAAACAUUAUUAAUUA